AUGGGAAACUGCGAACACUUGUCAAGUGCAAUCGGUAUAACACCAUCUCAAAUCGCUUCAUUGAGUAUUCGCCGAAAGUUUGCGCAAGAAGAGUUUGACGACCUUCCGCCGAAUCCCAAUCAUGGAACUCAAGAGUUUGUUGAAGUAAUACCACACUUUUAAAAAUUUUAUAUUUCUUCAGAAUGAACGCUUUUUGUACUGUUUGUGGGAUGUGUCCCAAUUCGUGGCUUUGCCUUCAAUGUGGAGACACGUUUUGCUCCCGCACACACAAAAGUCACGGCUUGGAGCAUCACAAUGAGACUUUGCACAGUGUUGUAGUCGAAUGCCACCGUCAUCUUUUCCAUUGGUUAGUUCAUUACCAAGUUUUCAAUGAUGAAAUUGUCGUUUUCAGUUAUAUGUGCGAUGAAAUUAUCGACGUUGAUAAUCAAGAUGAACAACUGAUAGCGAUUGUCGAAGCUCUGAAGAAACUUUUCAAUACCAACACGGAUUACGACGACAUUCACUAUAUGGAUGAAGACGGAGAGGAAGAGGGUCGUGACCUUGAAACUGAAGAAGAAAAUGAUGGUCUUGCAAGAUCCCGAGCAAACACGUUAGUUGAUUUCUUGCUGGUCGUGGAGCAAUCUUCUUUUUUUUUCAGGAAGUUUCUGCAAGACGAAGACACUGGAUCUGUUCCUGAGGACGAUUCGGUUAUGAGAGGCUCGCACAAAAGACAAACGAAAGAUUUCUUCUCGGCCGACCUUCUUUCUGGUCCCCUCUGCCCGACUAAUGUACGGCAGCGACGCAGAAAAGUGUGCAAAACUAAAAAAUUCCCAGAAAUCAAACAUUUUUCAGGACCGCAAAGGUCGAAAGCAAAAAACCGAGUAUGCAAAGGUGAUCCGCGAGGCCCCUCCAAACAAUGUUCCGAAAAGGCGCGGACUGAAGAACAUUGGAAACACUUGUUUCAUGAAUUCAGUCAUUCAGGCUUUGAAGUACGAAAGGAAUUUUUUUCCUCAGAAGAUUUGAUUUUUUUCAGCACUACGACCACUUUCCGUGGAUAUCUGACACAGUUGCCGAUUUUGGAGCCCGACGACAUUGCCAACGAAAGACCGCCAGUUGAGGCGCCGCGUUAUAUCACCCGGAAAGCCAUCUCAAAUCUCAAGGAUCCAUCUAAAAAUAAGCCGCCCGCAUCCACGAUGUUAGUAAUUAAUCAAAGCGAACGAGAAAAUUGAUGGGUGCGCUGGAUAAUUUUCUUUCUGAACUAAUUUUUCUUCAAAUACCGUAGUCGCUGUCGCUAUAUUUCAUUAGACGUGCUAUUUGAAAAUUACCAUCCUUCUCUAUAAUUAUUUAAAAAAAAGAUCUUUCCAGUAAAUUUUAUAGAAAAACGAAAAAUUUUUUUGAGAAGGCAGAGACAGCUGUAGAAAAGGACCUUGAACUGAAACAGUUUCACAAUUUUAUUGAAAAUCAAAUUGCAAAUUUCUUAAUUUUUUUCGGAAAGCCGAACUUCAAGCUACUUUUUUUAUGAUGUAUCAAAAAAAUUUUUCAUAAAUUUGACUUCAUUUGCUAUCUCUCUUCUAUCUCAGGUAUUGAAAGUCACAUAGAUCUUUCAUCAUCUAAAGUUCAACUGCAAAGAACUCAUUGCCCCUUUUUUCAAAGUUUUGAAUUGGCCUUUUUUUUCAAACAGUUUGGUCAAAAAUUGAGAGCAAAAUAAGACUCUUCAGCUUUUUUUUUCAUAUUAAUUGAAAAUUGUUACUUUUUUCUAACAUCUUUCUCAUAUCGAAAAGGAAAAGUCCGUUUUCAAAAUAAGCUUCCAGGGUGCUGGCGGAAGAAAUGCGCAAAGUGCUGAUUCAGUUGAAUCAGCGUGGAAAGGACACGGCUUUCGCUCCACACGAAUUCCACCACGUUGUGACGAGCAUCAAGCCUUCUUUUCGGUUCGGCCAAAGCCAUAAACCGAAAAAUAAGGCAAAAUCUGUUCAGCGGAUUUGGGCAGCACGAUGCCCACGAGUUCCUGCGCGUGAUCCUGGAGCGGAUGCACCAGGAAUUGCGCCGGUGCCGGAUCCCCGAAAUGACUGAACAGUGGCUGACCGACGAGUGCGGUCCGGCUCCGGUCAUGCCUAGUGGCUCCGUCGUUUCGCGAAUUUUCGAAGGCGCCUUGCAAAGUCAAGUCAUUUGCCUGUCUUGCAAGACGCCUAGCAUUAAAAUGGACCCGUUCUUGGGUGGGUUUUUGGCGAUUUGACAUAAACACAUUCGAUUAUGUACUGUUCAGAAUGAAACAAAAGAUAUUUUCCGUUAAGGUGUGGACAUUUUUUUCCGAUUGGCGUUUUUAAAAGAAGCGUAAAAAAUACGAAAAGUAUUCAGGCUCUGUUUUUUUUAAACUUGACCUUUACAUUUCCUAACUGAUUUUUUUUUCCGGCAAAUAGUGUCCGUAUUGAAAGUAGGUCAGCUUUGCGAUUAAAAAGAAACCCAUUUUUUUGAUAAGUUCAUAAAAAAAUUUGUUAAUUUUUUUAGAUAUUUCCCUGGAUUUGAACAUCCGAGGGACCGGGAACAAUACCCGGCUCGUCGACUGCAUGCGAAGCUUUUUCGCCAAGGAAACCCUCGACCAGCACGAACAGUACAUGUGCGGUCAUUGCGGCACAAAACAGCCGUCGACCAAGCAGCUUUUCGUCAAAGUUCUGCCAAAUGUACCAGAAACACUCGAAUAAAAUUAAAAUCGUCCGUUUUUCAGCUUCUUUGCGUCCAUUUGAAGCGAUUCCGCGCCAACGGUAUGAAGAACGAUCCGGCCGUCGAUUUCCCAAUUUCGGGCCUAGAUAUCAAAGAUUUUAUGGCACCGGUAAUUAAAUGAAUCGUUCUCCCUCGUUACUAGUUCCUUGUUUUUUCAGGCCAGUGAUAAGCGAGAAUCGACGGUAUUUGGCCUUUCCGCUAUCAUUGUUCAUUCGGGCGCAAGGUAGAUAUUUGUGAAAAAAAAAGGAUUUUUGUAAUGGCAUGUGCUUUCGUGCGAGGAAAACAUUAUCGUGACUCAUUCGCAUUUGUUUUUUUUUAAUGUGUUUGUCUCGGAAAUUUCAUUCCUGGCGCCGUUUCCAUGGCUACCACUUUUUCUGUGUUUUUUAUGUGCGCACAGCCUUAGGAGAUGAGAAAAUGCAUUUUUCAAAAUGCGGAAGGAUUAUGGUAAUAGGGUUCUGAAAAUUCAGGAAAGGGGACGUAUUGAACAUUUUUGAAUAUAUUUUCAUGGUAAUUUUUGAAAUACGAAGCUUUUGAGAGUUUAAAAGCUGAGCAAAUUGUGAGAAUAUCGAACAAAAAAAAUCAGUCUGAAGUUUGAGUUUUAAAUUCAAUUUCAUUUUUUUCUGCAACAAACUAACUUCGAGUUUCUAAUUAAUAGAAUUUCGCCCAAGUUCCCUUUUUCUCUAAGUGAAGUUUGAAGAAAUAAUAAGGUGAAGUUUGAAAAUUCCAGUUCCGUAGUUCUUCGAAAACGAGAAAAUUGCGCUUUUUUAAAACAUGUUGAGGAAAUGCCACAUCACCAAUUUAAAAAAAAAUUUUUCUUAAUGAUUUUUUUCUGCAAAGUAGUAUGUUAAUGAGGGCUGAUGAAACGAUCACCUAAAAUAAGAACUUUUUUAGGAUAUAAUUUGUUUCUAUUGCCAUGAGAAAUUAAAAAAAGAUAAAAAAAAUGAACAAAUUUACCGAAUCAGAAGUUAUUUUUGUUUUUCCAGCACGAGCAGCGGUCACUACGUGGCCUACUGCUACCACGAGGGCUUCUGGUUCUACUUCAGCGACCACACGGUCCGAUUGGUUGCCGAAUCGAUCGUCCAGACCCAGAAACCUUACCUCCUCUUCUACACACGACGAAACGAUCCCACAACCGUCCAUUCUUCCUCCGGAAGCUCCCCCAACACCAGUGGCUACUCUGGCUCGCCUUCUCAUCAUUCCGGCGAUUCCACCCUUUUCUAUGCUCAAAACUAA
This is a messenger RNA of Caenorhabditis auriculariae, 3930 nucleotides long. NCBI's taxonomy places the organism in Eukaryota, Metazoa, Nematoda, Chromadorea, Rhabditida, Rhabditidae. The record is from the annotation of a GenBank genome assembly.